CGCUCCGUAUGGAUUUAUGGGAUUCCAUCCUGCUGGAAAACAUCGAAGACAGUCCCCAUAUACAAGAAAGGCGACUCGUCAGAGUAUGGGAACUUCCGGCCAAUAUCUCUUCUGCCAACCAUGUACAAGAUCUUCUCAGGAAUACUCUCCUCAAGAAUAAUGGCCACGGCAACGAAACUAGGAUGGAUGUCACCAGAGCAAAAAGGGUUUCUUCCAGGUGUCAGGGGCAUCCAGGAACACACACAUCUCCUUCACACUGUUAUCGAACAGGCGAAACAGUCAAAGAGGGAGAUGGUGAUUGCCUGGUUGGACCUCUCAAAUGCUUUUGGAUCGAUCCCUCACCCGAUUCUAAAUUGUCUGUUUCAGAGUCUACCACUGCCAGCUCAGCUCCGUCGCAUCCUCAGCGACAUCUACUUGAACAACGUUAUGGAGUUUGCUGUCGGGCAAGAGUCUGUUCAGAUUCAUCCAACGGCUGGUGUUCGACAGGGCGACCCACUAAGCAGCGUAGUGUUCAACUUGGCAGCUGAACCAAUCAUCCGGACAGCGAAAUCCCAUAACACCGGAUUCACAGCCUUUGGAGCGAGGAUCUCGACCACUGCUUAUGCGGACGACAUCGCCAUUGUAGGAUCAUCAGUCUCGGAAACGCAGAGAACUCUCAACGCCAUAGAGAACACGGCAACCUCGCUAGGCUUGAAGUUUAAUCCAGGUAAGUGCACGUCCUUAACACUUACUAAUGGAAAAUCUGUUACAGGCAAUCGACUGAAAAUUGGACAAGCCGAAAUUAGACCAUUGGCAGAAGAAGAGCAAGAGGACUACCUAGGAACACCUUUAGGCGCUCGACUUACCUUCCGUCCAACAACUUCCCUACUAGACAACUUAAUCAAAGUAGCAGAUUCCGGUUUAGCUCCCUGGCAGAAGUUAGAAGUCUACAGGAGUUGCCUUCUGCCUUCGCUGUCUCACCACCUAGCGUCUGGCAGGGUGGAAAAGGGUGCUCUCUUCGACCUUGAUGUCGCAUGCAGAGAUUUUUUACGUAGAGUUGCGAACGUCCCAAUAUCAUCUAACACGGCCUUUUUCUAUGCAGACAGAAGGGUUGGGGGACUUGGAAUGCUUCCUCUGACCGAGGAAGCCGAUAUCUGGACCAUUGCCAGGGCAAUGCAGCUCCUGGAUAGCGAAGACGAGUCCGUCAGCCAAGUGGCUAUGGCACAACUUGAAGAGACCAUCCGUCUGGGAUACGGAAGGAGAGAAGUACCAUUCCCCAUACCAAUUAAUGAAUUCUUGGCAGGGUCAAUGGACAAAGGUCUUGGUGCCAUAAGACAUGGAGGAUCAUCCAUGAACCUCUGGACGCGUUCGAGGAGGGCAGCUGGCCACUUAAAGAGGAUCAAGAUUGAUGUAUCCGGGGAACAAUACUCCAAAAUCAUCGCCGAUGACAUCUCUUGUAUCUCCCUAAAAGCAGUCAGAGGACUCAGAACCGCCCUUAGAGGAAGAUGGACAUCCAGGCUACUGUCGGAACAACAAGGAAAAGUCGCGACAGGACUUGCACUCGACAUGGCAAAGGACACGGCAGCACUCAUCUCUUGCAGAACACCCCUAACGUUUCAAGAAUGGCACUACCUCCACCAAGCCAGACUCGGAAGACUACCAGUCAGAGGGUGUCCAGGAUCUAAGUCCACAGUCAAGACAUGUCGUCUUGGUUGUGGCAAAUUGGAAACAACAGACCAUGUCGUCUGUUGUUGCCAAGUCAACUCAGCUCUGUCAAUUAAUAGACACAACUCUAUUCUAGAUCUUAUGGUGACAGAGGCGGAGGCACAUGGCCACUCCGUCUCUGUAAAUCGGGCAGUUGACUCCUCUGGAAUGCGACCGGACAUCGUAGUAACCUCGACGAAUCCUGCCAUCAUCAUUGACGUAACGGUGCCUCUAAGCAGCGCAGAAGGGUUAGAGAAGGCCAGGGAUAAGAAGAUAGAGAAGUACAAACACCUCGGCUCUGUACUUCCUCUAGUCGUUGGCUCACUCGGGUCUUGGCUACCGAGCAACGACGCAAUAUCCCUAGCCCUGAGCAUCCCUGGAAGACGGUGGAACCACCUGAAGAGGAAGAUGAAGCUCUUGGCCAUACAAGGAACUACCAGGAUAAUAGCGAAACACUUGGCAUACCAAACAGAAGAAAGCGAUCCACUACCUGAAGAAGAUGAAGAAACAGAAGACAACAGUCUUCUGCAACCUUCUCUUUAAGGGUUUUUAACGUAGCGUUGACACGUCGUCUCGCGAACUUUUUCCCCUUACAUAUACAUGUAAAAAGAACACUGUAUAUAACUUUAUUCCCAGUCCAUUAGAAAAUACAAAUCAUAAAAUCUGUU
This is a messenger RNA of Daphnia carinata, 2351 nucleotides long. RefSeq lists its product as uncharacterized. The transcript has a single exon. The record is from RefSeq and is a predicted model, not a curated record. NCBI's taxonomy places the organism in Eukaryota, Metazoa, Arthropoda, Branchiopoda, Diplostraca, Daphniidae. Bases 121 to 2226 code for a protein of 701 amino acids.